AUGGCCUUCGGCCUGCCACAUUUCCCAUACCCCCCCGCGCGCCCCAACGAGGGAUAUUGGGCGCCGGUUACUUCCACGAUAAACUGGUGCGAGGAGGAUUACUAUGCCACGUUAUACUCCGCCGAGAUUGUCAAUACCCUCACGAACCUACUAUUUAUAGCUUUGGGAAUCAAGGGAAUUCGGAACUGUCUGAAAUACGAUCAUGACAGCGUUUUCUUCGUGGCAUUCAUUGGAUAUCUGCUCGUCGGAAGUGGCAGCUUUGCAUUCCACAGCACCCUGACGUACCCAAUGCAGCUCGUAGAUGAGCUAUCCAUGAUAUAUACAGCGUGCCUUAUGUGCUAUGCGACAUUCUCAUUCUCGCAAUCGCGUCUGAGGCGCCAGUUGUUGGCAACAGGUUUGGUGUCAUUGGCUGUCUUCAUUACUCUCUAUUACCAUUAUCUCCAAGACCCGGUCUUCCACCAAAAUGCCUUCGCGCUCAUCACGGCGAUUAUCCUUUUCCGAAGUAUGUACGUUAUGGAGUUUACCAUUCGUCCAUCCCUCAAAUCGAAAUAUGGCACAACAUCACAGAAGGCUAUCGAUUUUGGCUUGUCAAAAUCAGAGCGGUUCGGGAAUACACGCGCAGACACAAGGAUACUCAGGGAAAUGUGGAUAAUGGUGGCUUUCGGUUUAACAAUAUUCUUGGGCGGCUUCGGCAUCUGGGCCCUGGAUAUCAAGUAUUGUUCAACUAUCAAACGUUGGAGGCACAAUGUUGGUUUACCCUGGGGAAUCUUGCUUGAAGGACAUGGGUGGUGGCAUUUAAUGACUGGCGUGGGAUCCUAUUUUUACAUUGUCUGGGCUAUAUGGCUACGGCACUGCCUUAACGGGAGACAGGAUGAGUUUAUACUUAACUGGCCGAGUAUAUUCUUCUCGCUCCCUGAGGUUGUUCUACUUCCGGGGGCACAAAGCCGUCCCAAUGGGGCAAAGCAUACUAAUGGCAUUACCAAUGGACAUGCCUUCCCAACCGAGCGAAAAUCGGUAUAG
Messenger RNA from Venustampulla echinocandica, 1020 nucleotides. Its product is annotated as Alkaline ceramidase. Bases 1 to 1020 code for a protein of 339 amino acids. The record is from RefSeq and is a predicted model, not a curated record. Lineage: Eukaryota; Fungi; Ascomycota; Leotiomycetes; Helotiales; Pleuroascaceae. Gene Ontology annotation, cellular component: endoplasmic reticulum membrane. Gene Ontology annotation, biological process: ceramide catabolic process; ceramide biosynthetic process. The transcript is spliced from 6 exons.